Tripterygium wilfordii is the source of this 3288-nucleotide messenger RNA. RefSeq names its product kinesin-like protein KIN-13A. The transcript has 14 exons. NCBI's taxonomy places the organism in Eukaryota, Viridiplantae, Streptophyta, Magnoliopsida, Celastrales, Celastraceae. The coding region runs from base 360 to 2807 and encodes 815 amino acids. Gene Ontology annotation, molecular function: microtubule motor activity; ATP binding; microtubule binding. Gene Ontology annotation, biological process: microtubule-based movement. The record is from RefSeq and is a predicted model, not a curated record.
CUCUUUCGUGUGGAGCCUCAUCGGGCUUACGCAUUAUCCAUCUUUGAGAGACAUUUUUCGUCCUAAUCCUCCCACCUUCUUUCAUUCAUUCAAAAUUUAGGGUUUAUUCUUCUAUUUUUCCGAUUCAGAUCUGAUUGCAGGACGAAUUUCACGUUCAUGUCAACGCAUAGAUCUCGUUCUGUAGAUUAUUUUAUGUGGUUCAUUCUGGGUUUAAUUUUGAGAUCGGAUUGGCAGAUUAGGCGGGACUGAAGUUCUUUUGAGAAAUCACUUUCAUGUUCUGCUCUGGAUUGGAAUUUUCUCCUCCUUAGUUAGUAAACAGAUCUUGAAAGUUGGCUCCUCAAAGACGAUCGCAGCGCCACAUGGGUGGCCAGAUGCAGCAGAGCAAUGCUGCGGCGGCGACUGCGUUCUAUGAUCAUGCCGCUGGUGGCUCCCUGCACAAUGCUGGUUCCUCCGGGGAUGCUGGCGAUGCCGUCAUGGCGCGGUGGUUACAGUCCGCAGGGUUACAGCAUCUGGCCUCGCCCUUGGCUUCGACGGGCAUUGAUCAACGCCUCCUUCCCAAUCUCCUCACGCAGGGUUAUGGAGCACAAUCUGCUGAAGAGAAGCAGAGGCUGUUAAAAUUAAUGAGAAAUCUUAAUUUCAAUGGGGAAUCUGGUUCUGAGCCAUAUACGCCGACUGCCCAAACUUCUAGUGGUAUGGUUGCAUCAGACGGUUUCUAUUCCCCAGAUUUCAGGGGGGACUUUGGAGCUGGGCUUUUGGAUCUUCAUGCCAUGGAUGAUACGGAGCUUCUGUCUGAUCAUGUUAUCUCAGAACCCUUUGAGCCAUCGCCUUUCAUGCCUGGGGGCACCAAAGCAUUUGAAAAUGAUUUCAACAUGACACUUGGCAGGCUGCAAAAAGAACAAAGUGAUACAGAUGCCUCAGUUCCAUUCUCUGCCAUUGUAAAAGAGAACAACACAAGGGAAAAUAAUGUAGCUAAGAUUAAAGUUGUGGUACGUAAAAGGCCAUUAAAUAAGAAGGAACUUUCUAGGAAGGAGGAGGAUAUCGUAACUGUAUGCGACAAUGCUUUAAGUGUCCAUGAACCUAAGCUGAAGGUGGACUUGACUGCUUAUGUGGAGAAGCAUGAGUUUUGUUUUGAUGCUGUUCUGGAUGAGGAUGUCACUAAUGAUGAGGUUUAUCGGGUGACUGUGGAGCCAAUUAUUCCUAUCAUUUUUCAGAGAACAAAAGCUACAUGUUUUGCAUAUGGUCAGACAGGUAGUGGCAAAACUUUCACUAUGCAACCAUUGCCUCUCAGAGCAGCUGAAGACCUUGUUCGAUAUUUGCAUCAACCAGUUUAUCGCAAUCAGAGAUUCAAGCUGUGGCUUAGCUAUUUUGAAAUUUAUGGCGGGAAACUCUUUGAUCUUCUCUCUGAUAGAAAGAAGCUCUGCAUGAGAGAAGAUGGACGUCAACAAGUUUGCAUUGUUGGUCUGCAAGAGUUUGAAAUUUUGGAUGUACAAGUUGUUAAAGAAUAUAUUGAGAAGGGAAAUGCUGCCAGAAGUACGGGUUCUACUGGUGCUAAUGAGGAAUCUUCCAGGUCACAUGCUAUUUUACAACUUGCUGUUAAGAAGCACAUUGAGGUAAAAGAAUCAAAAAGGAACAAUGAUGGAAAUGAUUCUAAAGGUGUGAAAGUUGUGGGAAAGAUUUCUUUUAUUGAUCUUGCCGGCAGUGAAAGAGGUGCUGACACUACCGAUAAUGACCGACAAACAAGGAUUGAGGGUGCAGAAAUCAACAAAAGUCUUUUAGCUCUUAAGGAGUGCAUUCGUGCUCUGGACAACGAUCAGAUCCACAUACCAUUUCGAGGGAGCAAACUUACAGAAGUGCUCCGUGACUCUUUUGUUGGCAACUCAAGAACUGUCAUGAUCUCUUGUAUUUCGCCAAAUGCAGGCUCAUGCGAACAUACACUCAAUACUUUGAGAUAUGCAGAUAGAGUCAAAAGUCUUUCCAAAAGUGGAACUACAAGAAAGGAGCAAGCUGCAAAUUCCAUACCACCUGUUAAUAAGGAUGUCUCAUCAGCAACAUCAAUGCCUCUUUCUACUGAUAUGGAAGAUGUUUAUGAACAAGAGUCAAAACUAGUAGAUAUAGGUGGAAGAGCUGCAGAAAGAGAAACACAUCCUUAUAAUGCCGCUGGUGAGUAUGAGAAGCAGGGUUCAAGUUUUACACCAAGUUACCCCUUCAAUGGGCAUGGGGAUCGUGGGUCAGCUUCUAGCGUAAUAGAUAAAGAUAGAUUGGAAACAAGCAAUUCUUAUGGCAGUUCUACAAGCCAAAAGGUGUAUGCAUCGAAUACGCAAAAUCCAGCUGAUACAGAAGAGAAAGUCCCAAAGGUUUCACCUCCUCGCAGAAAAGUAUCUAGGGAGGAAAAAUUGGAGAAGUUGGGAAAUUUACCAAAAAAAGAUACGGGUGGAUCUGAUAACACCUCUGCAAACACCAGGCAGCAAAACGCAGACUCUUAUUACACGAAUAAUGUUGGAUCUAGACAAUCUGAACCUGAACCUCCUAAUGAUGGGAAUAUCAAUGCAAUACUUGAGGAAGAAGAGGCACUGACUGCGGCUCACAGAAAAGAGAUUGAGGAUACAAUGGAGAUCGUUCGUGAGGAAAUGAAACUGUUGGCGGAAGUUGACCAGCCAGGCAGCCUAAUAGAUAACUAUGUCACCCAGUUAAGCUUUGUGCUUUCACGCAAGGCAGCUGGUUUGGUCAGUCUUCAAGCUCGCCUGGCCAGGUUUCAGCAUCGACUGAAGGAACAAGAAAUACUUAGUCGGAAGAGAGUUCCUCGUUAGGGCAGUGCCUGUCUUCUUCUUCACCUAGUGAUAGCAUCAGAUGUUGUCUUGUAAUUUCUCCUUCCUUGUGUUAUCUUGCGGUAUUACAUUUGUUGUAAAACUUUACCUCUGGCAAAGGAUAUUCAAAUUGACUAAGUAGGUUGUAAAUAUUCUUAUAUGAUUUCAUUUCGCUAUCACAGUCGGACCAUGGCAGCGGUGCUUGGUUGUUUCCAUGAACUGGAGUUCUGUGCAGCCCGGCUUGUGUCAAUGGUCUAAUGUUGCUGUCUAAAUCUGGGUGUGGCUCAGACAAUGUUGGUGAGAUUUAGGUCGAUUAUUCUCGAUAUAGAUAUCAAUUGCAUUGUUUAGAUGAAAUCUGAUGUGUUGUACCAAGUUAUAUGGGUUUGUGGCCUUGGACGUUCCAGAUGACAGAAUGGUUUAGAUGUUUCAAAUGAAAAGUUGUACGAUUUUUCUUGAGAGAUUCUUUUCCAUUUGGUUUUUGUUA